Molecule: messenger RNA, 927 nt
Organism: Arachis ipaensis
Lineage: Eukaryota; Viridiplantae; Streptophyta; Magnoliopsida; Fabales; Fabaceae
Source: RefSeq, a predicted model, not a curated record
CCAUGGUGGAAGAGAUCGAGUGAUUAGAUUCCAAAACCCUGAUCAAAAUUUUUUCGAUUCCAAUGGAGAGAAAUACCGCGAUGCCGCAUCUCCAACUCCUUCCACCACCACCGUAAGAUACUAUGUUUUUCUGGGUUGAGUUUUGGGAUCUUUGUGAAAAUGAACCGUGUUUGCAGGUAUCAUUUUGGAUGUCUGAGAAAAGAUACUCUACCCAUUAUGCAACUUGAAGAGAUUCAAGCUUCUAUUUCUGCGGUAUGGAACACACAAGGCUUGAACUGGCCUAGUUCCUUCGAGCAACAAAGACAGAUAACAGGAGACCUAGACUUGCUUGAUUGGCUUAAAGCCAUGUUUCGUUUCCAGGCAUGUAUUUUGACCAACACACAAUGCUAGAGGAGAAUGAUUUAUUAUUCAUUACAUUUUUUUUGUAUAAUCUGCUUAAAUUUUUAUUGCAUAUGGUAAAUUUGUGUGCAGAGGGACAACGUCAGGAAUCAGAAAAAGCAUUUGAUUUUGCUGCUUGCUAAUUCUCAUAUAAGGCUACACCCUAACCCUGAGCCUCUAAACAUGGCACGUACCUGUCUAAUAAUGGCCAAUUCUAACUUCAGAUGGCAUAUGAACUACACGGUCUAAUGGCUGGAAAUGUCAGCAUUGUUACGGGUGAAAAUAUCAAGCCUUCUUAUGGUGGUGAUGAAGAGGCAUUUCUAGGCAAGGUUAUAACUUCCCUCUACCGAGUAAUAGACACGGAAGCCAAGAGGAGCAGAAAUGGAAUCGCUCCUCACUCAGCAUGGUGCAACUAUGAUGAUCUAAAUGAGUAUUUCUGGUCACCUGAUUGCUUUUCUCUUGGAUGGCCAAUGCAUGAUGAUGGUGACAUUUUGGAUGUCUGAGAAAGAAUACUCUGAACCUGUAAUAAGUUCAUUUCUCAAGUUGGAU